Messenger RNA from Alternaria infectoria, 957 nucleotides. RefSeq lists its product as uncharacterized. Gene Ontology annotation, molecular function: protein binding. Bases 1 to 957 code for a protein of 318 amino acids. The record is from RefSeq and is a predicted model, not a curated record. The transcript has a single exon. Lineage: Eukaryota; Fungi; Ascomycota; Dothideomycetes; Pleosporales; Pleosporaceae.
AUGGCUACUCACGGAAAACAAUUAAAUGAUGCUAAACGUCUGAAGCUACCAAAGACCGCGUUUACCCUGAGCAAACUACCAGAGUACGAGCUCCUUGACGCUUGUGCUCAUGAGAACCUACUGACUGUGAAUAGUCUAACUAGCGAUAUCGUUCAAGUGAGGUUUGGACGCGAGACUUACGACUACUUUAAGCUUCCCGCAAAGGUUGAUCCACGUCAGAGCAAAAUAGAUGAUUUCUUCUGCAAAACCCCCAAGACCGAUAAAGCAGACAAUGCCACGAGCAAGGUUGACCCAACGGGUGCUAUGGAAGUCAGCGAGAACGAAUGGAUGUUCGACGUGCACAAAAAUGUUUUGUGUGCAACGUCCGCAUUCUUCCAGGCCGCUACAAAGCAAGUAUGGCGGGGCCAACCUCGAAAACCUAUCGAUCUUACCACGGAGAAUGGAGCAGAUUUUGAAUGUUAUGUACAAUGGUUAUACAGUGGCAGAAUCGCGAUAUCCUACAACCCAGAUCCUCAGCAGAAUGACUUAGACGGUUCAUAUCACCCUUUGGACGACCUCAUGGACCAGUACCUCUUCGGGGGUAGGAUCAUGGAUCCAACUUACCAGAAUGCUGUCAUGAAGGUCUUCAUAGACUGCAUAAUUAUGGGACUCCGCUUCGAGGAUGGAAAUGCGUACGCGAUUCAGAAAGCGUACAAAGGCACUAUGGCCGAUGAUCCGAUGCGAAAGCUGCUUUUGGAUUGGUGGGUUUGGACAGCGGAUGAGACUUGGGACGUUUCUGAUAUCAUUGAAGAUACGGGCAAAGAAUUCACCCAGGAGUUGCUGGCUGCUUUGCUGGCGAAGCGGACACAUCCUGGAUGGUUUGGCAAAAAUAGGCACAUGAGGCCAUGGACUGAUCCUCAAGCCCAAGGAGCGUACUACCUUAAAAUUGCCGAUGGCAAGAAGAGCGUUACUGCAUAG